GGAAAAGACAGAAGGUGUUGCAGCCUGUGCGGCCCUUUGUGCCUAGGCUGCUUCCCAUGCUUUCCCUGCCGAUGGAUGGGAGUGCGCUGUUGACUGGAAGGCUUUGGGAAGAAGAUGUCCUCGGCGGGACUGUGACGUUCUUACCACUGGAAGAAGACGCCGACAGGAGCGUCAGGAUUCAGACGAGCAACGUCUAUCAGAUCCGGCUCAGCCGCAGCCAGCAGGAGUGGUUCAUGUCUGUUUCGAUUGUCUGUCCAGAGCACUGGCACGCUGAUGGGGUUGUUCACCCCACACCCACCUGGCUUGGAGAAAUCUUGCUGGCUAGACUGGCCCGGUGGGCAGUGGGGAAUCGGCCGAGCGGCUUUAAGAGCACCCUCUCCCUGGUCCCCAUCGCCCGGUACAGCCAGGUCUAUGAGGAGCUCAAAGAGAAGUACCGGCCCAUGGUCAAGGUGUGGCCCGAAGUGACGGAUCCAGCCAAGUUUGUGUUUGAAGAUGUGGCCAUCGCUACGUACCUGCUGGUCCUGUGGGAGCAGGAGCGCGCCCGGCUGGGAGUGACUGAGAGGCAGUCCUUCGUGGACCUGGGCUGCGGGAACGGCCUGCUGGCGCACAUCCUUUGCAGCCAGGGGCACCCCGGCCGUGGCAUCGAUGUCCGCAGGAGAGGCAUCUGGGCCAUGUUCGAAGCUGAGACACGCUUGGAGGAAGGUGCCAUCACGCCAGAUGACAGGAGCCUCUUUCCUGACGCUGACUGGCUGAUUGGGAACCAUUCCGAUGAGCUCACGCCCUGGAUACCCGUCAUUGCUGCCAGGUCGUCCUACCGCUGCCGCUUCUUCGUGCUGCCCUGCUGCUUCUUCGGCUUCGUGGGCAAGUACCCGCGGAGGCAGAGCCAGAAGACGCAGUACCGCGAGUACCUGGACUUCGUCACGGAGGUGGGGCAGGUGUGCGGCUUCCGCGUGGAGGAGGACUGUCUGCGCAUCCCCUCCACCAAAAGGGUCUGCCUUAUCGGGGCAUCCAGGACCUACCCGGCGGCCCAGGAAGCUGCUGUGGACACACAGCGGACUCAGUACAUCCACAGCCAAGGGGGUCCCCGGGGGCCGCUGCAGGACCACAAGCCGGGUCCCCAGCAUGCCAGUGCCGAGCCUGCAGCACCAGAGGAUCCCGCUCCUGUGUCCAGAGACACUCAGACCACAGAGGCCCAGUCUGCAGCACCAGAGGGUCUGGCCAUGGGGGCCGAACUGGAACCUGUGUCCAGAGACACUCGGGCCACAGAGGCCCAGCCUACGGCACCAGAGGACCCAGCGGCAGGGGCAGCGCGGGGACUUUGGCUACCAGCAUUCCAGCCAAGGGAGCGUGCUGAACGCGUGCGGAACUGUGGCACGCUGCCCCGAGACUUCGUCAACCAGGUGGUCCUGCAGGUGGCCGGUCUGCUGCUGGGCAGGAAGCAUGUAUGCCCAGAAGGGGCUUCCCAGGACCAGAGUGGGAAGCCCUGGAACCCAGGAGGGAGCCUCUCCUUGGCGGAUGUGGCCAGCGAGCUGGACAGAGUGACACUGCAGCGACUGAAGAGGGAGUGCGGGGGCCUGCAGACUCUGCUCCGGAACCGCCACCAGGUGUUUGCAGUCCGGGAUGGCCGUGUCCACCUGCGAGACUGGCGAGAGGAGUUGUCCACACGGGCGACGCGGCCAGGACUCCGGCGGGUGCCAGACACUGAUGCCUUCAAGACUCGUCCUUGCUGGUUCUUCGCACACCACCCUGAUGGCUGCGCCCUGCCCGCUGCCCACUGCCCCUUUGCCCAUGGGCCUGGGGAGCUGCGGCCGGCCCCCACCCGGACUUCCAGGAGAGCAGGGCAGCCUCCUCAGCCUGUGCCUCCUGAAUCCCCAAACAGCUGGCCCGAGAAGAGCUGAACGCCCAGGACUGCUGUCCUCUGUGCUCCCACAGGCUGCCAUUGCCCCCAGCGUCCACUGCAGCUGGGGACGCCAUCGGCGGCGUCCGCGCCACGGCCCGUCAUCUCAAGGGGGCUCUAAAUUCUGGCUGUGAGGACCGAGCUUUGCUGUGGGGGGUCUGUGUUGCUGUUGCCCCCAGUCCUGGAUGUGGCCUGAGCCUGAGCCGGCUGCACACGAGGUGGAGGUGGCCCCAAAAGCUCUUGUGACAAAGACCCUCACACUGGGGGUGUAAAGCAAGUGAUGGGCUUGUAAUUACUGCUCUCUGCUCUACUGCUUGGGCUCUGUUGAGGGCCACGCAGAAUCACAGAUGGAAUUCAUGACUGGCGGGCUUAUUAAGGAAUGAGAGAUGCUCAGGGUAAUUGUUGAUCAGAACUUGUUACAAAGUUUCAAGUCUGUUAAUAAAUCUCCAAAGCGCGUA
Echinops telfairi (small Madagascar hedgehog) is the source of this 2355-nucleotide messenger RNA. It is a transcript of the gene TRMT44, whose product is annotated as tRNA methyltransferase 44 homolog. Bases 57 to 1898 code for a protein of 613 amino acids. Gene Ontology annotation, molecular function: metal ion binding; tRNA (uridine) methyltransferase activity. The transcript has 11 exons. Gene Ontology annotation, biological process: tRNA methylation. The record is from RefSeq and is a predicted model, not a curated record. NCBI's taxonomy places the organism in Eukaryota, Metazoa, Chordata, Mammalia, Afrosoricida, Tenrecidae.